Carassius auratus (goldfish) is the source of this 2132-nucleotide messenger RNA. RefSeq lists its product as uncharacterized. The record is from RefSeq and is a predicted model, not a curated record. The coding region runs from base 645 to 1883 and encodes 412 amino acids. NCBI's taxonomy places the organism in Eukaryota, Metazoa, Chordata, Actinopteri, Cypriniformes, Cyprinidae. The transcript is spliced from 6 exons.
UACAUGCACUGCCCCCACCUACAAUUAGUGCCGGCCCGAGACUCGAACCCACAUCCUUUCGAUUGCCAGUCCAACUCUCUAACCAUUAGUCCAUGACUUCCCUAUUUAAAUGGAAUUAGUGAUAUUCUAAUUAUAUGACCAGCACCUGUAUAUUCUAUUGGCAAAAGAAUGGGACUCCAUGUCUUUAUGCUAUUUUUGGAUAAUUUCCCAGAUGAGCACUUUAUUACAUGCAGAACAUAACAUGUUCAUUGACUUUUAUUGCCAUGGAGCAUAUAAUUUAGUUUUGUCUCAGAAAGUAUGAUUGCAUACCUCUACAUUUCUCUUCUGCACCAGCAAAACCACUAAAUUGAACAUGACUGAAUCUAUCUCCAUUUAUGGAAGUACAUUUCCAAAUAGCACAGUCUAUAGAUUCUCAAGUUUCUUUGGGAGUCAAUUUCUCUGAGGGCGGAGGCAGGGUGGGAAUACCUUUAGUAUAAAAACACCAGGUACCUUGUUCUCCAUAUCACUUACUUAAACAAAAGGUAAGUAAAUUUCCCUCACCAUUUUUAUGAUUAUUUUCACAUAUCCUUCCAGUUACGUACUGUAUUUCUGCUUUAGUGAAUUUUAGAAGAACUCAUUGCACAAAUUGUGUAAACCUACUAAGGAUGGCUGAUAGCAAAAUGGCUGUGUCCCAGUGGAGCCCCACAUUUGUAAAAGAGCUCCUUCCUGCUGCUGAAAAGACAGCUCUUCUUUACCAUCUCUCUUACCUGUGCCUGGCCAACUUCCCCAACCUGGAGAGGAUCAUCAGGAGUCGGGCUGUGGAAACCCAGCUUCUGUUCGGCUCCUCUGAUGCAACUAUGCUGAAAUGUAUUUUGACAAGUGAAAACCUGGUUCAGUCACUGUUUCCAAUGUUGACGAAAGCUGUGGAGAAAAAUAAGCCAGUUUUGGCAGUCAAAUUUCUAGGGAAAGCACGAGUCUGGAUCAAAGAAAUUAUCACUGAAGUGGACAGGAUAGUGGAAAAGUAUGCUUUACACAACAAAGAUGUUGCAUCAUCCACCAGUGAUGUUAUCAAGGAAAAAAUAGAUACUGAUAAAAAGAUUACAGAACAAGACCAUGAAAUGAAGCAGACUGAAAAUACUCUGAAUGAUCUCAAAUCAAAACUCCAAAAAAACACUGAAGAGCUUGCUGAAGUUGAGAGAAAGAUAAACUGUAAAAGCCAAGAGAUUCAAGAAUUUGCCAGAUCCAUAACCCAAAAAAGUAAAGGCCUCGGCAUCUUUGCUGCAAUUGUUCCAUUUAUCGGACCAAUUGUGAAAAGCAUUUAUGAUGCUGUACAUGAUCCUGAAGAUAUUGCCCGUAUGAAGGCUCUUGAAGCGGAAUUGAAUAACCUCAUCGCUGAUAAGACUGCUCUGAAACAAAAGCAGUGGCAGCUCGAACUCCAGGUCAUUGAUUGGCAGAUGAAGUUUGCCAAAGCCAAUUUUGACCGGAAUUCCAUUCCCGACCCCAUCCAUCUAAAUGAGGUUCAGAGCAGCUUGUCAAAAAUUCAGGCAAUUCUGAUUCAGCUGAAAAACUUCUGGGAGAAUGUUGCUCAAAUGCUGGACUACCUGGAACAAAAGACCUUUAUUGGAGAAGAUCUUAUUGAAGACCUUGCCGAACUGAAAGAUGAAUUUGUAGAAUCAAUCAAAACAGCCGAAAAGGCUUGGAGCAGUUUUGGUGAAGGAUGUAAAAAUGCAUCUUUCAUCUUCAAGCUCCAAACCAAAGAUGCCUACAAGUUUCUGGAGGUCAGUCCUUCCUCGCUCUCCAAGGAGCAGUGGCAAAUAGAAUAUGAAUGUGUAAAGGAAAAACUGACAAAAAUAGACCCAGCACAAAGUGUGACACCCUCUAAUACACCUGCCAUUUCUGAGUGAUCUACAUAUACAACAUCCCAUUUGUUUUCUGUCUCAUGAUGGUGGUAACCUGGAAUUAUAAUGUUUAGCUUUUUAAAUGCUGUACUUCUAAACUCUAGUUUCUUCUACUCAAUGCCUAAAACAAUCUUUAUAAAUCCUCUGCUUUAUAUGUAUCAUCCUUUUUUCUGUUCUUGCAAAAAAGACAUUUUUUGAAUGCAUACAUAUUUGGUUGAAUGCUUCUCUGAAUAAAGUUUGACAUAAUGACAAUAA